GUAUUAGGGGGCGGGGCGCGAGCUUAAAGCACAACGUCUCCGGUUUUCCAGCAUCAGCACAUAACGCGCGCGCGGCCGUACAAACGUAUCCGCUUCUGGGCUUUUAUUUCCCGCACAGUGAGGAGGAGGAAAUGUUACCGGAGUCCCGGUCAUAGGCGCUGUAGGAGGGCAGACACGAGGAGUACCGCGCGUACCGGUGUACAGGAUACACAUCUGUCCUUAUAGAAUAAAACCUCAAUAACCCGGACAGAGCAAGGCAGAAUGGAGUAACAGACACGGGAUGGACGUCUGGACUUUGGUCUCAUUACCAUCUCUUGUUGAGGAAUUUUAGUGGGAAUCCUUGUCUUGAAGACCUGGAGCUCCUUGAAUCUGUGUCUGUAUCGCUGCUGCUUCCUCAAUUCACCUCAUCACGCCUUGCCUCAGCCUUCUUUCUCUUUCCACGCUGUUGUGCGAGCUCUCCCUCUGUUGUUCCGGGGGACACCCAGUGGUCACCAUGUCCUCCAAAGCUCCCAUCUACCUGAAGCGCAGGAGCCGCAAAGGCAAGAAGGAGAAGCUGCGAGACCUUCUUUCGUCCGACAUGAUCAGCCCUCCACUGGGCGACUUUCGCCACACCAUUCACAUAGGGAGCGGCUCUGGCGGUGACAACCUCUUUGGCGACCUUUCCUUCCUCCAAGGCAAGUUUCACCUGUUACCUGGGCAACAAGCUCAGCAAGGCGCAAUCCAGUGGAGCUGCCCUGCCACCGAGACCUCGCCGCUACUCAAGAAUGCUCUUUCGCUCCCUGUUAUUGGAGGAGUCCAGGCGCUCACGCUUCCAUCCUCAGUCCCUGUUGCAUCACAGCCUCUUGCCCCUGCCAUGGCUCCACCCCCAAAACCUCCCAGACUGCACCUGGAGUCACCUCACACAUCACUCCCUGGCUCCCCGAAGCGCUCUCCUGAUCACGAACAGCCUUGCAUAGGAAAAGAGGAAAAAGGGGAGGAAAAGCCAGUCAAGAAAGACGACGAGUCAACGUAUCUGUCUCACGCUGGCUCCCUGCUCUCGCUCCACUUGGACCUGGGGCCAUCCAUCCUAGAGGACGUCCUGCAGAUCAUGGAUACCCAGAGAAUGGGAGGUAUCAGUGGAGGAUUCGUGCCAAGUGGACGACAAGAGGUCUACACCUAAGACUGACCUUCUUUAACAGUAUUUUUUGUUCCCUCUUUUUAUUGCCAUGAGUGCUGGAUUGAACAGUAACUUUUCUGUUUGUCCUUGAAAUUGUUCUGUUUCACACAGGGAGUGUUCAAGGCUGCAGAGAAAUUGUUUUAUUAAAAAAAAAACAAACAAAAAAAAAACCUGACACCUUUUAUGACUUCCUGGUCUUCCUUCUCACUUUCCUGAGCCACUGAUUAAAUAUUAAUUCAUCUUUCGACCCAGAUCUGCAGCUCCUGACGUAGCGUGUUUGUCUGGAGAAGUUUUGUUCCUUGAGGGAUUAAAUUGCAGGAGAAGAAAAACGACCUUUUCUCAGCACUGAGAAUGACAUCACCUUUCUCCUCGGUGGUGUUUCCAAUUAUUGAACAAAUACACAUUUUUUUUUUUUUUUGGUUUUGCUUUAAUAGAGGAGCUCGUAUUAUGUCCAAGAACUACGAAUAAGGAAAGGUAUCUUGUUUAAAGAGCAAGAAAAAAGCCUGAGUAUGUCUUCCAUCUUAGUGGAGUUAGUGGAGAAAAGACUUGGAACGUUGCACCUUUGGCUGUACUGGAUGUUUCUGCACUCCCUCAGGCUGGGACAGUUGAUCCCUGUUUUCACUUGGAUCCUUUUUUUAGAUGGAGGUGUGAGGAUCAGUUUAUCACAGAAAACCACAGCUCGGGUUCACUUUUUAUACCCGGCCCCAGGAGAUGAUUUAUUACUUUAGCGUUUAUUACUCGAGCAUUAAAAGACGAAUUCCACAGAGGUUUUUAAAACGUCGGCUCGAUGAGAAGUAAUUAAGGUCCUGCAGUGGACUUUUAGGAACAUUCUAGACUCUUUACACUGUUUAAAAAAAAACAGUUCACUCGUGAAAAGGCAGUUCUUCAGGAAAACAUUUGUAUUUGUAUGUUUUGCUCUUGUGUGAAAAAUGAACGAAACUGUAAAUGAUGGCAAACAUGACCAGUUGUUCAUUUAGACCUAAAGUACAUGGAAAAAUAAUGCAGACUUCUGAAAAUUAAAAAAAAAAAAAAAAAGUGAAAAAUUUAAUGUUUUCUAUUUUCUAAGUCAUAAGUCUUUCAGCACGUGUCAUCUCUUGAAUGGAUCUUUACACCUGAAAGCUCCAGUUUGGCAGAAUCUAGCAACCUCUACCUGAAUAUAUAAUGACAUACAAACAUACAUAACUUCUCUGAAAUGGUCUUUAACGGCUUAGUCGUUAGCAGCAGGUGUGGGCAGGUCGUUCGGUUGGAAGGUCCAGAGGUCGUUAGUUGUACUAUAAAUAGCGUUCAUAAAAAAUACAACAGCUCUGGACUGUUUGUACGUAUGUUUUUUUGCACAUCCUGACACUAAAAUAAAUAAAUGAUACUUCCCUAAAAGUAAAUUAGGACAUAUCACAGCUUAAUCGUAUAGGGGCGGGGCUUGAAAUCUGUGGGCGUCGGUCAGGGUCAAGAUAUUUAUGAGGUACCUUUAGAACAAAGCUGUGGGGAAUAGACAAGUCUGCAGUUGGGUCACUUUAAAAUUGUUAGUAACUGUUAAGAUCUCGUUUUAAAGUGGGGUUUGUCAAAGCAGGGGUAAUUGUAGCGUCACGAGUGACCUUGUUAGUGACCAUUCAUUCCAGAAAUUUCCUCAGAGUGGUCUGAAUGUGGGGGGUACAUUGUCCGGGUACUCCGGUUUCCUCCCCCGGUCCAAAGACAUGCAUGGUAGGUUGAUUGGCAUCUCUGGAAAAUUGUCCGUAGUGUGUGAUUGCGUGAGUGAAUGAGAGUGUGUGUGUGUGCCCUGCGAUGGGUUGGCACUCCGUCCAGGGUGUAUCCUGCCUUGAUGCCCGAUGACGCCUGAGAUAGGCACAGGCUCCCCGUGACCCGAGGUAGUUCGGAUAAGCGGUAGAAGAUGAAUGAGUGAGUGAGUUGUCUGAAUGUAAAUACAGCAAAAGUCAGGAGAGAGAAAAGGCUAUUAGACGGCAGAUUAGAAAUGCGUGCGCACCACAUGGAGACGGAAGGGUCCUUCUGAGACCUUCAGUGUGCAUCGUUUGGUGUAAUAUUUCUUUGAUGGAUGCCGGUUCGUGUCAUUUUACGUUCACAUUUAACCAGAAGCUAACAGCUGAAGGUGAAAAGCAGAAACAAAUACAAAGUAGCUCAAAUACAAAUAAAAUCCUCAGUGAAAUGCCAGUAAACAUGUUCUCGGUAACGCUGUCAAUCAUUUAGAUUCAUCUGGUUGUAUUUAAUAUAUUUGCUGAAUCAAACUACAAAUCCAACGAAUACGGAAAAAACUGUGGAAUUCCUCUUUAAGGCUUUUGCACGCGCGUGUAAGAGACAGGGUGAAAUGAGAGGUCAUGUGACACCUGAUGUACUUUAAGUCAACAGACAGUAGAUCAUUACUAUAUUAACCCAGUCACGGUUGAAAUCUUUAUAGGAGCUUAGGUUAAAGAAUGAUCCGGCUCACAGCCUCACUGCUAUAACAUCCUGCUACGUGACCAACACUAUACUUCCUGUAUGAAUUAGCAAUAACAGAUAUUAGCAACAUAUUAUUAUUAUUAUUAUUAUUCAUAAUAGUGCUACAUCUUGUCAAGAGGGCCAGCGUUAGUCAGAUUUCCAGCGUUAGAAGAUUUCCAGCGCUCUUUUCAUCGUCUCGUGAUUAAGCUCAGCGAGACUGUCCUGUACUCGUCCACAGACUGGACUGUUAUGGGAUAGGUGAUGAAGAGAGUCUGAUGUUUAGUCACGCACAAACACUUUUCUCUUCGUGAUUAGAUGUUCAGAAGUAAAGGACACAUCGUGAGGCAAGCUAGCAUGAUAGCAGCUGCAGAGUGUGUGUGUGUGUGUGUGUGUGUGUGUGUGUGAGUGUGAGAGAGAGAGACAGUUACUAUGGUUGUGUUGUCAUAAAUCCACAGAGGCCUUGAGGAGUGAAGCAUCAUGGGAGGGAGGAAAGGAGAGUCGACAGCUUGUGUGUUCAUUUUUUGCUUUCUGUGAAAAUCCUGACGAUGUGCCUUCUCUCUGUCUCUCUGUCUCUCUGUAUCUCUCUCUCUGUUUCUCUCUCUCUCUCUCUCUCUCUGUCUCUCUCUCUGUCUCUCUCUCUCUGUCUCUCUCUCUGUCUCUCUCUGUCUCUCUCUCUGUCUCUCUCUCUCUCUCUGUCUGUCUCUGUCUCUCUCUCUCUCUCUCUCUCUCUCUCUGUGUCUCUCUCUCUCUCUCUCUGUCUCUCUCUCUCUCUCUGUCUCUCUCUCUCUCUCUGUCUCUGUCUCUCUCUCUCUCUCUCUCUCUCUCUGUGUCUUUCUCUCUCUCUGUCUCUGUCUCUCUCUCUGUCUCUCUCUCUCUCUCUCUGUCUCUCUCUCUCUGUGUAUCUCUCUCUCUCUCUCUCUCUCUCUCUCUCUCUCUCUCUCUCUCUCUCUCUCUCUUUGUGAAUUGUAAUGCCAUUUAUUUAUUGUCAGAUUUAUAAAAUUGAGACAUGACUCGCCUAAAGCUGAGACAAAUGUCAAACUUAAUCUCUCUCUCUCUCUCUCUCUUUCUCUCUCUCUCUCUCUCUCUCUCUCUCUCUCUCUCUAUCUCAGUUCACGUGAAGAGGUGAUUUGUGCAUCUGAUUGAAUAAUGAGAAUUCUAUAGUUAGAUCUUGUUAAAAAAAUAUGUCAAUAAAUAUUUCAUAUGAA
Messenger RNA from Tachysurus vachellii, 4788 nucleotides. RefSeq names its product CDC42 effector protein (Rho GTPase binding) 2 (gene cdc42ep2). The record is from RefSeq and is a predicted model, not a curated record. Bases 494 to 1159 code for a protein of 221 amino acids. NCBI's taxonomy places the organism in Eukaryota, Metazoa, Chordata, Actinopteri, Siluriformes, Bagridae. The transcript has 2 exons.